AUGGAAACAUUGAAAGUUCCUGAGAACGGGAUCAUGGCCUGUCCACCUGCAUCAUUAGGCAGAGUCCCUGAAGAUGAUCCGCCAGAAUAUUCCGUAUUUAGUUCGCGGCAGCGAGCCAUCAUCAUCGCCAUUGCCAGUAUCAUUGGCCUUCUUAGCCCUUUGAGUUCGAACCUAUACACGCCCGCCAUCCCCUCGAUCGCGGACGACCUGGGCGUCUCGAAGGGGUCAAUAAACUUGACCGUCACAUCCUAUCUCGUACUUCAAGGCAUCAGUCCAAUGCUCUGGAGCACAAUAGGAGACCGCGUCGGCCGACGACCCCUCUACCUCAUCACCCUUCUUGUAUACCUAGGUGCAUGCAUUGGGCUCAGCUUUUGUCGAUCGUUCGGGCUUAUGAUCGGUCUACGCGCCAUACAGGCAAUCGGAUCGUCGCCCACCACUUCCAUUGGCGCAGGUGUCAUUGGUGACCUGGUGGAUUCGAGACGGAGGGGCAGGUACAUGGGUUUCUACAGUGCUCUUGGUGGCUUCGCCACCGCCUUCGGCCCAGUCCUUGGUGGUGUCUUUGCUCAGUACACAGGAUGGCAUGGCAUCUUUUGGUUUCUACUUGCAUUGACAAGCAUGCUGCUACUCAUCACAGUGUUAGUGAUGCCGGAGACGAAAAGAAGCAUCGUUGGGAAUGGCCAAAUAGAGUGUUCGCCGUAUUGGCGGCCCCUAUUUCCGUAUUUGGACGCUCCUAAGCAAAUCAAGAGAGUCGAGAAGAUCAACCAUUCCACAGUUGGCUUUCUUCCUAUUGGGUUUCGGCUGUUGGCAUCUCCAGAGGUCUUCUGCUGUGUUGUCUUCACCGGUGUGUGUUACGCUGUGUGGCAAAUGACCAUGGUAGCGGCUGCCACUCUAUAUUCAGAGAGGUACUUUCUCCAGGAGCGAGAUAUCGGACUGACAUACAUCUCGAAUGGCGUGGGUUCUCUCUGCGGGAGUCUGAUCACCGGUAAAGCUCUUGAUUGGCAGUACUCGAAACAGAUGAAACAUCAGAACAACGAGAGUGAUACAGUGCAAGACAAAAUCGACAACAUCGAGCGAGCCCGUAUAUUUCCUCUCAUACCGCCGACAAUACUCUAUAUCAUAUCUGUUCUUGGGUUUGGCUGGGCAGUCGAUGUUCGGGGCCAUGUUAGCGUGCCUAUAAUACUGGGUUUCUUUGUCGGAGGGUUCGAUACUUGCAUCCUUGCUGGCUUCUCAACCCUAGUGGUCGACCUGUUCGAAAGUCAAUCAUUCAGCGUGACCGCCACGAUGAAUCUAUCGAGAUGUCUCUUAGCCGCUGGCGGAACUUCUCUCAUACAGCCUCUGAUAGAAAGACUGGGGGUUGGAUUCGCAUUCACUGUGUGCGCGGCUGGCUGUGUGGCUGUUUGCCCACUUGCUGCAGCUGAGCUAUUUCGGGGAAAGCAUUGGCGACAUAAACGAGCCAAAGAUCAGUGA
This is a messenger RNA of Daldinia vernicosa, 1467 nucleotides long. RefSeq names its product major facilitator superfamily transporter. The transcript is spliced from 2 exons. NCBI's taxonomy places the organism in Eukaryota, Fungi, Ascomycota, Sordariomycetes, Xylariales, Hypoxylaceae. The coding region runs from base 1 to 1467 and encodes 488 amino acids. Gene Ontology annotation, molecular function: transmembrane transporter activity. The record is from RefSeq and is a predicted model, not a curated record. Gene Ontology annotation, biological process: transmembrane transport.